Molecule: messenger RNA, 2364 nt
Organism: Chenopodium quinoa (quinoa)
Lineage: Eukaryota; Viridiplantae; Streptophyta; Magnoliopsida; Caryophyllales; Amaranthaceae
Product: allene oxide synthase 3-like
Exons: 1
Coding region: 73-1530 (485 amino acids)
Biological process (GO): sterol metabolic process
Molecular function (GO): iron ion binding; oxidoreductase activity, acting on paired donors, with incorporation or reduction of molecular oxygen; monooxygenase activity
Source: RefSeq, a predicted model, not a curated record
GUCAUCCCUAACAUAUGCUAUAUAAUAGAUGUGCAAAUGCUACCAUUGUAUUAACUUGCCCCUUCUCUAACAAUGUCAUCUCCAUCUGUCUCCUCUUCUCUCCUCUCAUCAUCACCAUCUUCGGAUCUUCCUCUAUGUGAGAUCCCUGGAAGUUAUGGUCUGCCCUUCUUUGGAGCCAUCAAAGAUCGGUGGGACUUUUUUUACCUCCAAGGCCGAGAUCAGUUUUUCAGGUCUCGCAUGGAGAAUUACAAGUCCACAAUUUUUCGAGCUAACAUGCCUCCUGGUCCUUGGAUAUCCUCUGACCCACAGGUCAUUGUUCUUCUGGAUGCCAACAGCUUUUUAGUUCUCUUUGAUAAUUCCAAGGUUGAAAAACGAGAUGUUUUUACUGGAACUUACAUGCCUUCUACCUCCUACACCGGGGGUUAUCGUGUAUGCCCCUAUUUGGAUCCAAGUGAGCCUGAUCAUGGAUCUCUCAAGGCCCUGUUGUUCUCUUUCCUUGCCUCUAAGCAUGAAGAGUUCAUCCCACUCUUUCAGAGCUGUAUGAAAGGCCUGUUCUAUGGUCUUGAGGAUCAGCUGAGAGAUACAGGCCGGGCCAAGUUUGAGCAGCUCAAUGAUGUACUAUCUCUUGAGUUUGUUUUCAGGCUGUUUUGUGAUGGCAAGAGCCCUUCAGACACCAAAUUAGAGUCCAAUGGCCCUUUUAUGCUCAAGAAGUGGCUACUUGGCCAAAUAGCACCUCUGGGUUCAUUAGGAUUACCCAAGUUAUUAUUUCCAAUCGAUGAUUUUAUAAUGCAUUCAGUUAGACUACCUUUUCUCUUGGUGAAAGGUGAUUAUAGAAAGCUGUAUGAUGCAUUUUACUCCUCAGCGAUAUCAUUCUUGAACAAAGCAGAAAGUUUUGGUUUAAGUAGAGAGGAGGCAUGCCAUAACUUAGUUUUCGUAGCUGGAUUUAAUUCAUUUGGUGGGUUUACAAUAUGGUUUCCAUCAUUGAUGAAAUGGGUUGCAUCUGCUGGGGAGAGCCUGCAUCGUGAGCUGGCUGAGGAGAUCAGAACCACUGUGAAGUCUGAGGGUGGGGUCACUCUGAAUGCCAUCAACAAGAUGGCCUUGACCAAGUCAGUGGUUUACGAGGCUCUCAGGAUUGAACCUCCUGUACCAUACCAGUAUGGGCGGGCUAAGGAUGAUUUAGUGGUUCAAAGCCAUGACGCUUCAUUUAAGAUCAAGAAAGGGGAAAUGAUCUUUGGGUUCCAGCCGUUUGCUACAAAAGAUCCAAAGAUCUUUGAUGAUCCUGAGAAGUUUUUAGGGAAGAGAUUCCUAGGGGAAAAAGGAGAAAGGCUGCUGAAGUACGUGAUAUGGUCAAAUGGAAGAGGGAUUGAUGAUCCGACAGUAGAUGAUAAGCAGUGUGCCGGUAAGAAUCUGGUGGAGCUUUUGUCUAAAGUUUUCCUGGUGGAAUUCUUCUUGCAGUAUGAUACAUUUUCUGUUGAUGAUUCUAAAACCAUUCUGACUUUCUUGUCCUUGAAGAAAGCCACCAGCCAUUGAUAAUCGAGAAAAACAAUAAUGAAAUCCUAUAAUCAUUUUACUUUUUCAAUCAUUUUUUUGUGUCUGUUUUUGUUUUUGCUUUUGCUUUUUUUUAUUUGAAGUUAUGCAUGGAUUAGUUUACUACUUUUUUUUUUUCUUUUUUUUUUUUUGCAUAAAAAAGUCUAUGAAUUUGCUAGCAGAGCAAGUAAAUAAUCAUGAAAUGCAAUUGUGCUUUUUUUUCAAAUAGGUUAUCUUACAUGUUUCCGAAAUUCCGAGGGCUGCUAAGUUUGUAAUGUUGAUUUGCUUAUGAAUAAUUAUUAAUAGAGCUUUAAUUUGUUAGUUAAUAAUCCCUCUCUUAACUGACACAGUCAAAUUUUGCACACAUGUCUAUAAUACAAUAAUUUAACCUUAUUUACGCAAGUAAAUAUUAAUGAAAAUUUAAAAAUAAAAAUAAAUAAAUAAAUAAAUAAACUACUAGAAAAAAGGUCAUUUCCAUAUUUAAGGAAUUCUUUUGUUUUCUAUCAUAACCUAAGUGUUAUUAUAAAUACUCCUAGGUUAUUUCCUAGCCGUUAUAAUCAUUAAUUGAGUAAUUAUUCAGAAAUUCGAGAGUCUUUUAUGCAUUUCUCAUAUAUGAGUUAUGAGAGAUAAAAUAUUAAAAAUUCGAUAGACAAUCAAUCUGUUUUCUGUGACUGAUCUAAAAUCUAUUUAGAAUAUGUAAUUUGUAUUACCCAAGAUCAGUAAAACUAUACUCUAACCUGCCCUGGAUGUAGCCAACACAUUGUUGGUGAACCAUGUAAUUUGUGUCUGUUUUUGUUGUUAAUUUUACAUUCAAUACUUGUUAUUUCUUGCAUCCGU